UAAUCCGCAUCCAACGAGGUUAACCGGAAGGAAACAAAUCAAAGCCGUUUGAUGGGUUUAUAAGCUCAACCAAAGGGGCGUUCUUUAUAAACCGGAGACUCAAUUUUGUGGAUCGGGGAUCUCUCUGCACCGGGCGCAAGCAUGAUGUCCUAUCUUAAGCAACCGCCAUAUACAGUGAACGGGCUGAGUUUAUCUACCUCAGGAGUGGACCUCCUGCAUCCAUCAGUGGGAUACCAAGCGACCCCUCGCAAACAGAGGCGGGAGAGGACCACCUUCACCAGGGCCCAGCUGGAUGUGCUGGAGAACUUGUUCUCCAAGACCCGCUACCCGGACAUCUUCAUGAGGGAAGAGGUGGCCUUAAAGAUCAACCUGCCUGAAUCCAGAGUACAAGUCUGGUUCAAAAAUAGGCGAGCCAAGCAUCGCCAGCAGGCCCAGCAGACCCAGAAUGGCGCGCAGAACAAGUCUGUGAGCAGGCCGGUGAAGAAGAAGGGCUCCCCGGUCAGAGAGGCCAGCUCUGAGAGCGCAGCCAGCGGCCAGUUCACGCCGCCUUCCAGCACCUCCAUCCCGGCUGUGAGCAGCAGCAGCAGCGCGGCACCUGUUUCCAUCUGGAGCCCGGCCUCCAUCUCUCCGCUCUCCGAUCCGCUCUCCACCACCUCCUCCUCCUCAUCCUCCUCCUGCAUGCAGCGCUCCUACCCGAUGACCUACAGCCAGGCGGCGGGAUACAACCAGGGCUACACGGGAUCCUCCUCCUAUUUCACCGGGAUGGACUGCGGCUCCUACCUGUCGCCGAUGCACCACCAGCUGUCCGCUGCGGGCUCCGCCAUGAGCCCCAUGAGCGGCAGCGGGGUAUCCAGCCACCUGAGUCCGGCCUCUUCGCUCUCCUCUUCGGCGUACGGAGCGGCGGGUCUGGGCUUCACCGGAGCCGCUGACUGUCUGGACUACAAGGACCAAACUGCAGCUUCAUGGAAGCUCAAUUUCAACUCGGACUGUUUGGAUUAUAAAGACCAGGCAGCUUGGAAAUUUCAAGUAUUGUGAGGAAAAAAGAAAAAAAACUUUCAUUAACCCACGCAGAGCCGGCCUUAGACCGAAUGGGGCCCUGAUUGGAAUUUGAAUGAAGGGGCACCACCAGAAAGCACAGGAGCCUUUUGGGUGUUUUACAUAUCUGCACCAUUUGUUUCUAAUUUAACAACUAGACUGAAUAUAUUACAUAAUAUGAUAAAAAUAUUUCACUGAAUAUUAAGUGGUUCUAUAUAACAUGUGAAAAGUCCAAUCUCCUGGGGUGGCCCCCGUUGGCUUGGUGGUUCUAAGCAGCAGCUCACUCAUACUAUGAGUCAGCUUUGCAUUAAUGCAACAUAUAUAGUGUUUUGUUUCCUCCACAAGAAUUCAGGCCCCAACUUCUACCUCGGGUCGAGCAGUGCAGGACUGUCUCACACUUGUUGGACUAACUUAUUGACUAUCGAGACUCAACUUUGAUCAAGGGCACGGAACAAAUCUGCUGACCAGAAGAGAAGAGGGGGAUAAAGGAUCAAGAGAGACUAACUUGGAGGAGUUUUAAGGAUUGGUCAGGUUUUUUUCCUCUAAGCUCCUUAAAGACUCUCCUUUUCUUUUUAAUUUUGUUGGCACGCUGAAUGGGCCCCCUUUGAUCAAAGCGAUGUGCAUGAGUGUCUGUAUUGUAAAGAGUGUGUGUGAGAGUGUGUGAAAGAAGCUCAGACGCAAACCCGGAUGCACUACUUAAUUUAUAUUUAAAAAAAGAAAACACAAAUAUUUGACAAUCAGUCCAUUUGCGUGUGAGCCAAAACAAUGUAUUUUAUGUGUUUCAUAUUUUCUUUUCUUCCCUUGUAAAGUACCCUCUAUUUUUGUUUUUUUACCCGACUUGUGGUUCUUUGUAUAAACUGUAUGCAAUUCUGCUUUGCGUAAAAUGCGCACUAAAAGCAAGCUGUGAAUUUCAUAUUUUUAUUUCCAUGUUUCAAGUGUUCAUUAAAAAAGGAUUUAUUAGUUGAAGAAGCAGUGUAUGCAUUUCAAGGUCCUUUUCAAGUUGUAAAAAGCAACAGAAAACAACAAAACUGGUAUAAAAAAAUAAUAAAAACCA
Molecule: messenger RNA, 2089 nt
Organism: Cyprinodon variegatus (sheepshead minnow)
Lineage: Eukaryota; Metazoa; Chordata; Actinopteri; Cyprinodontiformes; Cyprinodontidae
Product: homeobox protein OTX2-like
Exons: 4
Coding region: 142-1035 (297 amino acids)
Biological process (GO): regulation of transcription by RNA polymerase II; multicellular organism development
Cellular component (GO): nucleus
Molecular function (GO): RNA polymerase II cis-regulatory region sequence-specific DNA binding; DNA-binding transcription factor activity, RNA polymerase II-specific
Source: RefSeq, a predicted model, not a curated record